AGUCAAUAAUUGCAGUAUAGAGGCCUGUCAUUGGUCUUGCUUUGUUCUCCUGAAGAAUACCUCCAGCACAACUAGGAAUAGAAGCAAUGGUUUCCAGUUCGACAAUUGACGUCCCCCAUUUGGGGGGCAUCAAAGCCGGUUAUGUCUUGUCAGGCAACGGAUAUGAUUCAUCAAAGCCAACAGUGGUCUUGAUAAAUUCAAUGUGUACUACAGUUGCGCUUUACCGAAACCAAUUUGAAGAUAAGAAUUUGACCGACGCGGUAAAUCUCUUAGCCAUUGAGCCUCUAGGUCAUGGCUCGACAAGCUCGCCGACUGAGCAUUUUACGUAUUGGGAUUCGGCGAUAAUGGCCCUACAAGUGAUGGAUAAGCUCGGCAUCAAGAAAGCUUUUGCGCUCGGAACCAGCCAAGGCGGCUGGAUUGUUGUUCGCAUGGCGUUGUUGAUGCCCGAGAAAAUUCUGGGUCUUCUACCUCUAGGUACAUCGAUGGAUUACGAAUCGGCCGAAUCACGCGAUCAAGGUGCCUGGGAGCCCACAGCCAUUAUAAAGCCGUUCGUAGAGAAAUGGACAAGCAAGACGGAAACUCCGGAAUUCAUCGUUGAUGAUAUCUGGUGCGGCAUGGUGGCUAGUUUGGGCUUCAGCGGUACAGUCUCGGCUGAAACCAUUGAUUUCUGGAACGAAACGUUGAAGCGCACAUACACUGGUGAUGAGGGACGCAAAAAGGUUCGAAUGGCUUCGAUAAACCUGUUAUCUAGGGAUGGGCUGUUACAUCGGCUACAAGAUAUUAAGUGUCCUGUGUAUUGGUUGCAGGGCACCGAAGACACCCCUUUCGGCAUGACUCUGCCCGUUGAGCAGAUCAAACUUUUUACCUCGUCCAAGGAAGCUAAAUUGACGAUGGUGCAAGGUGGCGGUCAUUACCUGAAUGCGACUAGUCCACGGGAGGUUAAUGAGGCAAUUCUGGAUAUUGUUAAGAAAUAUGGUAAUUAGGACGAAUACCAUUGAAUGAUAAGAACUGCUCGUUGUGCAUCACGUCGGAUGGUCAUGAGGUCAACCCCUCCUGCAAGAUGAAUUAGACAUCCAUGUGAAUGUUGAUAUAGCUCAUUGUUAGGAUCAAACAGGACUAUUUUUUGAAAGUGGAAAGUCCUGCACAGAAGUACCGGACAUCUCACUAUUCGAUCAAACUGGCGUGGGAUGGAUUAGCUUUGAAAAAACCACAGGCUGACAGGUGGUUCUGAUUAAAGCUGUGACAACUGGUCAAGUAAUAAGAAUGAAUCAAUCC
Messenger RNA from Talaromyces stipitatus ATCC 10500, 1275 nucleotides. Its product is annotated as alpha/beta hydrolase, putative. The record is from RefSeq and is a predicted model, not a curated record. The transcript is spliced from 3 exons. Gene Ontology annotation, molecular function: catalytic activity. Lineage: Eukaryota; Fungi; Ascomycota; Eurotiomycetes; Eurotiales; Trichocomaceae. Bases 87 to 983 code for a protein of 298 amino acids.